UCCACAGAGUCCCUCGGGAGGGUAACGUGGUCGCGCUUCUAAAUACAGUUUGUGAAAAUAUAUCGACAAUAAUGGAUCGAUUCACUUUGGCCGCCGUCGUUGCGACAGUUGUACUUUUUCAAAGUUCCUCCAACUUUGCGACACCUUUAUUAAGAGACGUUUCCAUGCCGGAGGAGUGCGCGAAUAAGAACUUCUGUACGCAUAAACACGAAGACUAUCCGGAGGAACUCAUUGAAGGACUACUUAAAGACAUUGAAAAGUAUCUCGACCACCCCCCUGAGUUUGUAUCUCGCAGAAUUGCACUUAAUGAUUUGGACACAAACGACGAAUGUGAUUCCAGUUCUCAUACCUUACCGAUUUACCAAAUUAGGGACAAUAAUAACAAAACUCGAUUUGUGGUCCAAUCAGAGGAGAAGUUCAAGCAAAUCAUUAGGAUCGAAGAGUGCAAGGAGCCGGGUAGGUUGACAAGAGCAACUAGGAAUCUAGCCGAACUGGUAGUGAACGACACGCAACUAAUGUGCGUCGAAUGUAAGCUCGACUACAAGUUCCUGGUCUUGGGCUUGAACAGAACGUCGCUAGAAGCCGUGAACGUGCAGGGCGGCUUGCCGGUCGGCUGCUCGUGUAAAUUACAAGAAUAGAAAUAAAUAGAACUUGGAAGAAGUGCGACGUGACACAAUUCUGAGCACGGUCGCUGCUGCAGACUGGAUUUGUAGACAAUAUACAUAAAAUAUAAGAUCGCAGAUGUAAGCUUAUAUCCAGGCAACAUUGAAGUAUAAAGUCGUAGUAACCGUCGGAGUCGUCUGCAGACUUAUUUGGAAUUGUACCUUAACUCUUAAUGUGAUAAGUUAAAACAAUAAUGUAGCAGUGUCCAAGUAGACGCUGUAUUGUUUGAGGCGGGCCUUAAACUUUGAUAAUUAUUUAUUUAUAUUUUUAAUUAAAUUAUGAAUGAAAAGCGGCGAUAGCCUUAUUGGGAAUAAAACGAACUGCCUUAACGAAGGUUCGCAGUUUCAAACUCCAAGUCACACUCUGACUAUAUUCUAAGUUAUGUGAUUGUGUUUUAACAAUAAUCGCUCGUGGUAGAUGUGACACGUGCAUAGCAUUAGGUCAGUACUCAGAAUAUUAAGUAUAAUGUAACAAGACUGGUGUUAUUAUUAAUUUAUUUAUUGUAAAGUGUGUAGUAAUUAUGCAAGAAAAUGUAAUGUUACCAGGAAUAUUUGAGAUAAAUUAUAUUGAACAAUGUAAGAAAUAAAACUAUCAAAAGAUUA
This is a messenger RNA of Manduca sexta (tobacco hornworm), 1265 nucleotides long. RefSeq lists its product as uncharacterized. The transcript has 6 exons. The record is from RefSeq and is a predicted model, not a curated record. Bases 72 to 638 code for a protein of 188 amino acids. Lineage: Eukaryota; Metazoa; Arthropoda; Insecta; Lepidoptera; Sphingidae.